Pocillopora meandrina is the source of this 8944-nucleotide messenger RNA. NCBI's taxonomy places the organism in Eukaryota, Metazoa, Cnidaria, Anthozoa, Scleractinia, Pocilloporidae. The record is from the annotation of a GenBank genome assembly.
CGAAAAUCCUUACAAGUCAAAACACGCCAUGUCCUCUAAAUUGUCGAGCGUGGGAGAUAGCCUGGACGAGUUGAUUCAAAUUUUAUUGAACAAUCGGAGGGAAGUAGAACUCGGACAUGCAAUUCUACAACUUUCCCGAGCAAACCGUAAAGUUGUGUCAGAUUUUGGGGCGCAAGAGUUUGUCAAUAAGUUUCCACAACUUUUCCAGAUCAGGCGAACGAAAUCGAAAGUAAUGUUGAGGUUGGACGUUCCUCUCGAGUUCUGUCCUCAAGCGGGGGAAAAAGGUGGAUGUACUGAUAUGAGGUGUUUUCGUCUUCAUUUGUGCCCUUUCUUUGUCAAAGAAACCUGCAAAUUUGGUGACAAGUGCAAAAGGUCUCACGAGUAUCAAGACGAACAUACGAUGCGCAUUCUGCAACACUUCCGCCUUCACUUUCUUGACCUUAAUCUUCUUCAAGACAUACUGAAAAUGAUUGUUGAUGAGAGUGAGAUCCAGCGAACGGCUGCUGGUCGCUCUUUACCAGACAUCUGUAAAUUCUACAACAACAAGAGCGGUUGCAAGAAAGAAGAAAAUUGUCCCUGUCUUCACGUGUGUGAGCACUUCGUCGAUGGCGAUUGUAAAUUCGGAGGAGGAUGCAAAAGAAACCACGACUUCUCUGAUUCCCAUAACAGAAGAGUUCUACAGCAGUAUGAUAUGGGGCACAUCAGUAUCCAUAAAGUGCUUCAACGACUGAAGGGCAGGGAAAGAAAGCGAAGUGUUAGCGCAAGUUCUGACGGUAAGGUCCGCAUAGUUAAUAAUUAACAACUGUGUAGAGUAACUUCUACAACAAAGUUUUCUCAUUAAAAAGGAAGGAGUUAGUGUAGACAUUUAUUUAGGAUGUAAGCUUACAACUAUCAUGUGCGAUCAACUUACACCACAUUUCACAUGAAUUCUGCCUUCUGAAACGUGUGAAACAACUUUCAGACAGACUUGUACAACAGGAAAUAUGGAUAGUUGGGGUAUUAUGAACAAACAUUGUAUUGAAAUAUUGAUCUUGUAGCCUUUUGUGAGAUAUGAAUCAUGGAUGGACAAAAAUCAUGCUGACACUUAAACAACUAAACAAGUGCCUUAAAAAGUUGUAUUUGUGGGCAACAAAGUGUAACAGAGUUUUCUACAGUCAUUCAAGUUUACUGAUGAAUUUUUAAUUUCAUUAAACUCUUCCCAUAACACAGGUAGCACUUGCUCACAUGUAUGCUUUAUGCAGUAUCCAAAAUUUUUAAACUUUCCAAGCACUCAAUGAAAAUAAAGUGAUAUAUUUGUUAGCUGUUUACUCAGCUUGUGUGGUUAAGAGAUGGUUGAUUUAUUGCUUAAUUUUUAGAAGAGAGUGUGCAAUUAUCAAGAUACCAACCAGUGAUGAGAAUGGAUAGUGCUAACCCAACCAUACCACAUAUUCCUGUGCAGCAAGGAGUAGGCAGUCGCUCCAUACCAGAGAUCUGUAAAUUCUACAACAGUAAAACAAAAUGCACAAAAGGUGAUAAGUGUCCUUGCCUUCAUGUAUGUGAGCAUUUCAUCAGUGCUGACUGCAAAUUUGGUGAGGCUUGUAGGCAUGAACACAGCUUCUCCUCUUUCCAUAAUAGAAGAGUCUUGAAACAACACGACAUUGCCAAUGUCAGUGACCUCAAAAUCCUUGAAUACUUACAAGCAAGAGUGAAGAAACGAACAGGAAGUGCAAGUUCCAGUGUUGAGAAGCCUUUGACUGUCAACUUAAGUGCUGUAAACCCCAGUCAAGAUGACAAAGGCAAAGAUACUGAGAUUUGUGGAUUCCACAUGCGCGGCAAGUGUAACUAUGGCGACAAGUGUAUCCAUCACCACACAGAUUUACCCUAUUUAUGGCAAUUUGCUGCACAGGGUGAUGACCAGUGGGAAAGUUUUUCUAAUGAAGUGAACGCAAUCCUUGAGAAUUGUUACUGUGAUGUCAAAAAUGAAAGCUCUAGUCAUGUAACAAUAAAGGGAUCUCUUUAUAUUGUUAACUUCCAGGAUAUGACUGCUGUUCCAAGAUCAUUUUCAGGUGCUACGCCUAAGAUGUGGACAUUGAUGGCAAAAAGUAGGUUUAUUUUUGUGACAUUCAAAUAUGCAGUAAUAGACAAUUAUGACCAAAACAAACAUUUUUUAAGGAGAGUAUCAAAGCUACCUUCUGGUCCAUGUUGGGAUGAAAAAAAGAUGAUGAAUUGGAAAAUGGGUCUUAGCUAGCUAGAGAAGACCUAGUAUUUAAAAAGGCAGGUGUUUCCUGUCCCACCAGCUUCAUUUUUUCUAAAAAUUAAAACAUUUGAAGAUUGUUAGGACCAACCACAUGAAAUGCAAAGAGAUGCCAAUCUCUUAUUAUUGGUGCACAAAUUUACUCAUAAAUUUCAUGAUCUGACCAUUCUUUUAUUAUUACUACUAUUAACAGUGGUAGUGGUAGUGGUAGUGGUAGUUGUAGUUAUUUGUUUGAAAUCCAUAAUGAAGGACACAGCUUUUAGCUUUAAGAAAAGAGGGGAAUAGGCAUGACCUUCUUCUGUGGUGAAACAAUCAUUUCAAGACUUCACCCUUCACCAUUCACAAAUGGAACAGAAGAAUAAUAGGUAAACCCCCGUUUUGACUACAGUUGAGGCUUACAAUUUUUAUUCUUGUUCUCUGUAAGUGUUUAUGACCACUGGGACUGUGGUAAAGGUUCGAAGACUUUCUACUGUGUCAUCAGUGGCUGCUGCAGCAGGCCAUGUGUUCAGCACCAGAUGGGAGUGGUACUGGAAAGAUGAGAACAACAAGUGGCAGUCAUAUGAUACUCCUGGUGAUGGACAUGCUGUGAACACAACCAGCAGUCAGUGUCUUGAAAGAGAGUAUCUGGCAGGUAAGGUAGAAGUGAAUGACUAUAUGCUUUAUGGAAGUGGAAGAAAAUGUACUCUUUUCACAGCUAUAGAUGCCAUAGCUAUGAUGGCAGUAGUCUUCCUUUUCAACUCAGUAAAACACAUUGAUUUAGAUUUGAAUUGUGGUUCACCCUUCUGUCCUCAUACAUGUAUAUGGUUAAGAAGGGACUUUCUGGUAAGCUUGGUUACUAUGUAAUAAGGAAGGAAUCCAAGAGGAUAUGGGCAGGUAGGGUGGAGUCAAGGUAGCUUAGCUACAGUCUCUCUCUGUUCUUGAACAAGACACUUUUCUCUCACAAUACCCCUUUCUUCCUAGGAAUGUAAAUAAUGGGUACCAGCAAACUGUUUGAGAAAAAUGAAAACUUGGUGGGGGAUUACCCAAGGAUAGUGUAGGAUCCCCCAUGAAGGGGAAACUAGUUAUAGUUGCUAUGUCCUCAUGUUACUGAGACUGGAAUAACCUUUGGCAGGAUAAGGCUUAGAAGUCUUGCAACUUGUUAGCUUACUUUGCCAUGGAGCAAAGUGUUCAAAAGUUAGUGUCUUUUAGCCAUAUAUUAACCCUGUAACUAUCAGAAAUGAUUAAACUGUAACUUCUCCUUAUAAUAUAUGUACUUAUUCAGCAAACAGGUAAUGAGAAUACUCAAACUUACCAGGUUAAAGUCUUGAUCUACAAUGUAAAACCAAAUUCUUGUAACUAGUUUCCAAGGAAAUGUGUAGCAGCUUGAGGGGAGAAUUAAAAAUCAGAUCUUAGGAGUAAAUGGGUUCAAUUUUGCUUGCUUGUUUGUUUGUUGUUGGCUUUUUUAGGGAAGGACACUCACCCUUUUAGUGCAUCUCAUCACCAAUAUACAUUGGACUUUAAAAAAUGGUGCCAGAAAAAUGAUAAGUAUACAACAGAAAGGCCUGUAAGAAGGAGACCUGCUGAGUUUGUGUCCAAGCAGAAUAUGGCUGAGAUUGCUGCUCAAAGGUGAUUAUAUUACAAUGUUGUGAUGUUUGAAAGCACAAGGUGGGGGGGGGGGGGAAAGGGGGUGUACUUUAAAAAGCAAAACUUUAAAGGUAUGACAAAGAGAUUAUUGCUCAGAGGUGAUUAUUCUACAGUGUUGUGAUGUUUGAAAGCAAAGUGUGGGGAGGGGGGCAUUCUUUUAAAGAGCAAAACUUUGAAGAUAUGAUAGAGAUUAUUGCUCAGAGGUGAUUACUCUACAAUGUUAUGAUGUUUGAAAGCACAGUGUUGGGGAAAGGCAUUCUUUUAAAGAGCAAAACUUAAGAUAUGACAAAGAGAUUAUCGUUCAGAGGUGAUUACAAUGUUGUGAUGUUUAAAAGCACGAGGUGGGGGUACUUUUAAAGAGCAAAACUUUGGAGAUAUGACAUAGAGAUAAUUGCUCAGAGGUGAUUACUCCACAAUAUUGUGAUGUUUGAAAGCACAGUGUGGGAAGGGGGUGUACUUUUGAAGAGCAAACUUCAAAGAUAUGACAAAGAGAUUAUUGCUCAGAGGUGAUUACUCUACGAUGUUGUGAUGUUUGAAAGCACAAUGUGGGGGUGGGGGCGCGUACUUUCAAAGAGCAAAAUUUUUAAGAUAUGACAAAAAGAUGAUCGCUUAGAGAUGAUUAAUCUACAUGAUGUUUGAAAACACAGGGUUGGGGGAAUGGGGGGUACUUUAUAGAUAUAAUAAAGGUUAGUAAACAUCUUUGAACUGGGGUUGGUUUAGAAUUAGCCUGCGAAUAAAUUAUUUCAGUUUGGAACCCUCUCUGUACUUCAGGUGAAGUGAAGGGUUUGAUUUGCCUUUUUCGUUACCGGUUUAAUUAAAGAGAAAAAUGUUUCACCAGGCAGUUAACAUGUGAAGCAGCCCAACCAUGAUAUGAAUAUAGAGCUGUUUCAAGAAAGUUUGUCGGAAAAAAAGGUGUAAAAGUGCACGCGAGGCGUGGGUAGUUUUCAGAUCACCGUUCCUUGACCGCAGGAUCUCAGGGAAAUCCGAGAAAACGUCACUGAAAGGACGAGGCAUAGCGGGUUUGAUGUAUCUAUCUAUUUAUUAAAAUUAUUAAAAUUUAUUGACUACCGGAUACCCAGAUUACCUUUCGAGAUCGUCCCGUGCGCUUUUGUCCUUUAUUCCGACAACCUUUCUUGAAACAGCUCUAUUAAAUUAACAUAAUUUUUCCCUCCUUCACAUAGUGUAUGUCUAAUAAGUCUGUUCUAGGGUAAAGUUGGUGUUUUUUGCUUUUUUAUCAGGCGUAAAGCUGCUGGUACGGCCCGACCAUCAAGUUCAUUUUCCACAGAAGCGGACGGGGUGCCAUCUCACUGGUCUUCUGUUCCUGUAGGCGAGGAGUACUCGUGUGAACGUUUGUCAACAAUCACCGAAGAAUACAAGAAGACGGAGAAGAGAUUCAAAGAUUCAAUGGAUGAGAGCCACAAAAUUGUCUCCAUAGAGCGAGUGCAGAACCCGGAUCUGUGGAUUCUAUUCAAACAGUAAGUUACGAGUUGAAGUUGGGAUAGACUUCAUGGCUUCUGUCGUGUUACCCUUUGGCUCCUAAAAUUGACUGACAUUUAAUUUCUCCUUAAAAUAUCACCCUUAAAUCAAACAUGAAGGGGACGAGAAUUAAGAAGAUGAUCACCUACUAAAGAAGCUCUUGAUUGUUCAACAAAUUCUCCUCGUCAGCAACUCAGGAAAUGCGUAGAGAACAGUAAGGAGAACAUGCAUACUGAUGCUACGGUGUAAAGGGUUAAGUGGUUCGUCUAUUUCCAUUGCCGCCAUUUGAUAGUUUUUCGUUAAAGGAAACCGUUUAGCUCGUUUUCAUCUUGCGGCGAUCUUAGGUGAUAUGACAGAACGAUCUUUAAACAAGUAGGCUCCAUGUUACGUUACAUACGUCCGUUCAGUAAUAUAUCACAGAUGACGUCAAAAUGUCCUAAGGACAAAAUUUUUGACGUCUUCUGUGACCUAUUACUGAACACACCCACAGAGACAUUGAAUCUAUUCGUUUUAUAUGAUGAAAAAGCAAAAUGCAAUUAAUGAUGACCAAUCGAAAUCUUAAUCAUAUGGGUUAAGAUUUUGUGGAAAGUUAGAGAGACAAAAGCUCAGAAAGGUGGUAACAAGUAUCUUACACAAGAUUGCUGAACGUGUUUUUACAUCCUCUUUUUUCCUUCGUAAUUUGUAGGAAGAAGGUCCGCAUGACUAAGAAAAGCGGCAAAGACCCCGAAGAACGCCAACUCUUCCAUGGAACAAACCCCAACACUGUUAAAGCAAUCUGCCAACAGGGAUUCGACUGGCGAAUGUGCGGGAAAAAUGGUACAGCUUAUGGCAAGGGAAGUUAUUUUGCUUCUAAUGCUAAUUAUUCUCACUGUUAUUCCAAUCGCGAUUUUACUCGUGGCGCUAAGCAGAUGUUCUUGGCUAAGGUUCUGGUGGGUUCUUUUACAGCUGGAGACCAAUCUCUUACAAGGCCUCCCCCUAAAGAUUCAUCCAAUCCCCAUGUGUUGUAUGACUCCUGUUGUGACAACACAGCGAAUCCUGCAUUGUUUGUUGUGUUUGAAAAUGGGCAGUCCUACCCUGAGUUUUUGAUCACGUACACUUGAUUUGUUAACUUUGUAUUUACCGUGAUGAAACAGAAACGUAAAGAAACGUAACGAAAUGGCACGUCUUGUAGCUGCCUAAUGGAUGGUAACGUGACCUAACGUAACAGAACGAACUGUAACGUAACGUAACAUAUCGACGAUACAGCGAAGAAACAUAAAAUACUUUGGUGUGAGAGUUAUAUACCAACAUAGUGAAAAUGUGCUGUUCUCAGCAUACGUUGAUAAAUUAGUUCAAGUUCUUUAUUUUCAUAAUGUUUUUUGAAAUGGUUUUUGUUUAUUUUAAUGAUAGUUUUAAACACUCAACAGAUCGGUACCGUAUCGUCGAAGAGGAUACAUUCCUCUCUAAAUAAGAAGAGAUAACAAUUUGAUAGUUUUAAUUUUUGAUAUGUUUACGAGUAGUCCAUGAAAUUUUGGAAAAUUCCUUUGAAGGUGGAAAAAAGUAAAGUAGAAGAAAUAAGAAAUUACAAUCCAAGUAAUGAAAUAACAUUAAUAAAUGGGCUGAGUUUCUAAGGAAACCGUGGUGCUGCGUUGGUGGGAGGGUAUAACAAGGUAAUUUGGAAUUAUCAACUGAGUUGAUGACGUAAAUUGGCCAUUGUAAAGAGUUGCAAAGCUGAUGUUUCGAGCGUUAGCCCUUCGUCAGAGCGAAUGGUUUCGCUCUGACGAGGGGCUAACCUCGAAACGUGAGCUUUGAAAUUCUUUACGGAGGCCAAUUUACGGUUUCAACUCAGUUGAUAAUACCAAAUUUCCCAAUGAAAUAAUAAUUUGGUAGUUUUAAUUUCUAAAACGUUUACAAGUAGUCGGCACAACGUCUUCAAAACUUCUUCAAAACGAAAAAUCGACAAUAGAAAAAAUAACAACGAAAAACAACAAAAGAAAACAAAAAAACCACGAAGGAAGGAAAGAAACAAACGAAGAUUUGAAGAUUUCUUCCAGCAAUGGUGACAAAAUCGGGAAAAGUAUAUCAGUUUCAUUUGCAAGUACCUGCCGUUUUCAUUUGUUUUUCAAAAUCGCUGGUAGGAAAGCACAAAGCUUGAAAACGAAGUUAGAGUCGAAGCUAAUCCUCAAAAUCUGCCUUAAACAAAACCUGCAAAAAUGCUAUGCAGUAGUCUACAAGGUGUAAGGUACGAUUUACCAACAAGUGCCACCGAGCCACUUUGCUAUUAGCAACUACCCGUUCCAGCUUUGUAGUAAGGGCUUAUACACGCACAAAAAAAAAAUUAAAGGAAAAAGGAACCAAGAAUGAGAUAAAAAAAAAACAAAUGAGAAAUAAGAAUAAAAGAAAAGGAAAAUCAUUUGACAAAAUCAAACAUUUUGUGGGAUCCCAUCUUUAGGCUAAAUUGUAAAAAUAGAUGGACAGUAUUUUUUAAACAGCAAGGGGAGAGGAAAUAGGAACAACAGAUAAUAGACUGGAAUUUAGGUAAAGUAAAUUCCGUUUCAUUUCUAACCAUUUUGCAAAUUUGGUAAUGUAGAAUAGGGCGCACGUGAAUUUUUCUUUUGCUUUUAUUUUUGGUUUUUUUAUUCAAUUUCCAUUAUAUGAACAUAAAUAGGAAAAUAGGUAAGAAACGCUUCUUUAGGGAAACUCGUUUAAAAAGGCUCAGCUCUCAAGUUUUGUCCUUGUUAGUCUGAAAUGUCAGCAUUCCUCUCGCCCCUCUUCCCCUUUGGGACACUCCUAGGGGUGGUGGCCUGGGGGAUAUCUGGUCACUCAGAAACUCUCCUUACUGGAAGUGAUAUUAUGCUGUUUUUUACCUUGGUUAUUAGUGAAACGGAUUUACUUUUGUAGCUGUAGCUAUACAGACAUUUCGUUAGCGUUGUACCGUUUAUACCAAAUCUUAGUGCAGGAAUCUGCUUUGUAAUUCAGCACUUUGCUCAGGUCUAGCUGUCUUUGGCCUGUGUACGAAGACCAGUUUCCGGUUGUCGCUUGUCUAUUCAAUGGGCAGACAAUGGGGACAACUGGAAAUACGUAAGCGUUCACAGGCUACGCUCUCGUCAGACUAAAAUUGUAUUUCGUACAGCAUAGAAGAAACAAAACGUUUAAUCUUAGGUGUUAAGGCCAAGGCACUCGAGGGGGACAUGUAGUAGGGAAGAGUUGUUAGUGCAGACUGUCACUCCACCUGUUUACUGCUUGGAACGUGUUAGAUUGUUAGUCAUACAAAGAAAAACUGCGGUUCUCUGGCAACUAUAACCUGUUCCAGGGAUUCAACAAAUAAAAUGAAGCGCGAUCUUAAACGGCACGAUAGAAGCCAAGGAAUGGAAAAGCAAGGGAGGUUGACUAGCGUCCCGUAAUGAAUUACGCGAUCCGACCCAAACCUCCUUCAUUUUCGCUCGUCUGCUACUAUUGCGCCGUUUACUAUUUCGCUCCGUUUUGCUGAGAGCCUGGAACGGGCUAUGACGACCACAACUACCGUUUGUCACUCUGUCUUCCGUCUCCACUAACCUAGAAUCAUAAACAAUCCAAGGGUAAUUUUCAGAGCGAUGCGACAUUUAAUUCAAACCCUGGGUGUUUUUGUCUUUU